AUGGUCACGAUCAAAGCAGCACGGUGUCCUGAGCUGGACGAACUUGCUGCGCAUGGCCUCUCUGCUGGCAGCUGCUGUGGUCUCGCAGUGCUCAAGGUCGGCACCAGUCGCAUGGAGCUGCGGGUCGGCCUCGCGGGGCGACGGCAGAUGGAAGUGACAGUGAGCGAAGCAGAGAAGGCCAUGGCAUUGGAAGUGGUGGACCUAGUGCUACAAGGACGAGAAGACGACUUCCUGGCGCUCCUGUCGCCGCGUGCGUUGGCCGCGAUCCCCGCCGCCGAGUGGCGUUCCUGCGCCCGGUUCGGGCGGGGUAGCAAGGCGGAAGAGCCACAGGUCAUCGGCAAGAUGGGCGUUUGGGUCAUCGUCACGGCGCGCACGAAAGUGAAGCUUUGGAUGUCUCAGAAGAUCAAGCUGUUGGUCUUCAAGGUCUCCGUAGACCCUGGCACGCGGCAAAUGGAGGGCUUUACCAUCCUUGAUCAGAUCCCGGAGGUCCAAGCUGUGCCCAGUGAGGUCCAGUUGGCUGAUGCUUGGCACUUUGGCUCCUGCACCAAGGCGGUGACGGCCACCUUAGCAGCAGUGCUUUUGGAGCAAGAACCGCGGCUCUCUUGGGAUCUCACUGUGGCCGAUGCUUUGGCAAUGGCCGCCACGGCCUCUCCAUCGGGCCACGCGCUGGCGGCCGUCGCGGCGCAGAGCGCCUUCCGGGACGUGACGCUGGAGCAGUUGCUGACGAAUCGUGGAGGUUUGUGGCAGGAGCAGGAUCCUCAGACCUGGAGCUACGCUUGGGACCUGGAUCGCGAAGCACACUCUACCCAGGAGCAGCGCAGGAGGUACUACACACGGGUGCUGGCUUUACAAGCGCAUGAGGUGGGCAAGUAUGAGUACUCCAAUGAUGGCUUCGGUUUGGCAGGAUUGAUGCUGGAGACUGUCCUGCAAGAAUCGUGGGAGGAGCUGGUCCGGAAGCACAUCUUCGAGCCCUUGGGGAUGACUAACAGUGGCUUCUACGCCAUGGGUGCCUCAGCCCCGCGCGGGGCACAGCGCAACUUCAUUUGGGGCACGAGGCCCGGCGGGCCGGGAGAGCCCGGCACGCCGAUGGACCCUACCGAAGGUCCAGGUGCAGACAACCCGGCAGCCAUUGGCCCAGCGGGGGUCAUCCAUGGAAGUUUGGAGGAGAUGGGCAGGUGGAUCGGUCACAGUUGGCUGGGGGAACUGCAUGGAAGGUCAUGUGAGCCGUGGUUUGUGAUUGAAUGA
Molecule: messenger RNA, 1245 nt
Organism: Durusdinium trenchii
Lineage: Eukaryota; Dinophyceae; Suessiales; Symbiodiniaceae
Source: the annotation of a GenBank genome assembly